Molecule: messenger RNA, 2894 nt
Organism: Rhea pennata
Lineage: Eukaryota; Metazoa; Chordata; Aves; Rheiformes; Rheidae
Gene: SLC41A3
Product: solute carrier family 41 member 3
Exons: 10
Coding region: 794-2155 (453 amino acids)
Biological process (GO): monoatomic cation transport
Cellular component (GO): plasma membrane
Molecular function (GO): monoatomic cation transmembrane transporter activity
Source: RefSeq, a predicted model, not a curated record
CUUCUGCUGAGACCAUGAAGGGGACAGGAAAGCCCAGAGUCUAGAGGGGCCGAUCUUCUUGCACUUGCUGAUUUAGCUCUGUUGCUUGCCUGGGAGAAUGGUACCAGCAUAAGACUGUCAGCAACGAGAAGUGUGGACUCAUGUUUUCGUUGACCUUUCUUCACCUUGGAGGAGAGCAAAGCAGAACCUGGUGGUUAACUCCCUACCUCCUCGGCCUUGGGACAGUGAGAAAAGUUCAGUGUUGCUUAUGGUGGGAGUGAGGGAACUGGGGCUGGUUCAGAGUAGGCUUAUAUAUUAAACCAUCGUAUCAAAGGCUAGCCGCAGGCAAGAAGUGUAACCCGAGGAGAAAGGACACUAGUGUGUUUGAGCGUGCUGAGGGAUUCUUGCAUGACCUGUCACUGUUUGAAUGCUGUAGCCCAAGCAGGUCUUUCUGGUUUUUACGAAGGUGGUGGGAGCUGAGUGGGGUGUGGGCUCAUUUCUAUUCAUCCAUGGACAUCUCCACAAUCUUCUUAUAUGUAUUUUUUUAAUUCCCCUCUGGAUAUAACUUGGAGAAAUAGUGUCCAUCAAGUUCGCUGCCACCUGGACUCAAACCAGCUGAACUGAUUUUGGAAGAUACCCUUGCUUGCAUCCCUCUGGAAGCACUGGAGGAGGAGGAGAAGAAAUUUGUCAUCAUUGCUGUGGUUUGAGGAAAACAUUUCUUUUGACUUUGGAGUGAUUUACUAGGAGGAUCUGUGUGAUGUCCUGAUCUCCCUUGCCAUUCUCUGUGCUGAGCAUGGGGUAGCACUGUUUGACCAUGGUGGUCACCCAGUUACAAUUGGAACUGUGCUUUCAUGGCAAGAAGCUGAGAGGUUUCACCUGCAAGUUGACCAGAUCAGCUAAUGGAUUUCUUCCAGAGACCUCAUUCUCCAUUGCCUCCCAGAUUUUCUUGCCGUUUCUUCUGGCUGGCUUGGGCAUGGUAGCUGCUGGCCUCCUGAUGGAUGUUGUACAACACUGGGAUGUUUUUCGGACAAUUACAGAAGUUUUUAUUCUGGUUCCUGCCCUGGUUGGCCUGAAGGGUAAUCUUGAAAUGACACUGGCAUCCAGACUCUCUACUGCUGCUAACACCGGACAGAUGGAUGAUACCCAAAAGCAGUGGAAAUUGGCCACCUGCAAUUUAGCUUUGAUCCAGGUCCAGGCCACGGUGGUGGGACUUCUGGCUGCUGUAGCUGCUGUGAUCCUGGGAGCCAUCUCUAAGGGCUCUGUGGAGCUAAGCCAGGCUGCUGUGCUGUGUGCCAGUAGCAUGACCACUGCUUUUAUAGCUGCACUUUCUCUUGGUCUGGUGAUGAUUGGCGUGAUCAUCGGUGCAAGGAAAGUUGGGAUCAAUCCAGACAACAUUGCCACGCCCAUAGCUGCGAGCCUCGGAGACUUGAUAACCCUUUCCCUGCUGGCAGGAAUCAGCAGUACACUCUUCAAGUACAUAGAUGUGAAAUACCUUUCUCCUCUAAUCUGUGCUGUCUUCAUUGUCCUCAUUCCUCUCUGGGUUGCUAUCGCCAAGCAAAGUCCUUCCCUUGCUGAAGUCCUGAAAUCUGGAUGGCAGCCGGUCAUUGUUGCAAUGAGCAUCAGCAGCAUCGGUGGGCUGAUCCUGGACAAAACUGUAACUGACCCAAACUUUGAAGGCAUGGCAGUUUUCACACCUGUGAUUAAUGGUGUUGGAGGGAAUCUUGUAGCCAUCCAGGCCAGCCGUAUUUCCACAUUCCUGCACUUCUGGAGCAUGCCUGGAGUUUUGCCGUACAAGAUGAGGCAGAAUUGGCCCAACCCAUGUACCACUUUCUUCUCAUCAGAAGUGAAUUCCAAGUCAGCCCGAGUCCUGUUCCUCCUGGUUAUCCCAGGGCACCUCGUGUUCCUCUACACCAUCCAUCUGCUGCAGGGAGGCCAUACGUCUCUAUCCUUCACUUUUGUGAUACUUUAUCUGACUGCUGCUUUGUUGCAGGUGGGAAUCCUGCUCUACGUGGCUGACUUAAUCGUGCGCCUGAUGUGGAGGAAGGCACUGGAUCCAGAUAAUUUCUCCAUCCCCUACCUCACUGCCCUAGGGGAUCUCUUGGGCACAGGAUUCCUGGCCGUCUGUUUCCGCCUGGUCUGGCUCAUCCAUGGUGCAGACAUGAACUUGGGAAACUAAGAGACUGCGCUGCUCCGCAUCACUAGUUCGACAUGGUGCUUUCCUUUGGGACAACAGGGUACUUGGCAACGAGAGCUGGGUCACCUGGCUGGAUUGGGUCUCCCCUCCUUCCCCCAGCACCCUGCCUCUCCUCCCCACUGUGCCUUAUAGCUAGGCUCCGUCCGCCCCAAGGAAUUGGCACCCACAGACCUGCACCGGGGCAGGUGAGCAAGCCAGUUUUAAGCAAUCCUGUGGCUCUCGUGUGCUCUGCAAAUGAAGCAUUAAGGAGUACUUGGGCCAUAUUGUAAUGAACGAGUAUUUUGAUUGGCUUCAAUCUCUAGCAUGGUAACAGCCAGUGAGGCUGGUCCGAAGCCUGUGGAGGUCGCUGGAUCAGGUCCUGCAAAUGGAUGUCGCAACAUCGCCAUCAAGCUCUGACUUUAGAUCAAGGAAAGUAUUUUCUUGGCCCCCUUUCUCUCUCGUCCCUUGGGAGGGAGAGCAACCACAUCUUUAGACUUAUCUCCUCUCUGCGGUUCAGAUGCUCAGGGUCUGAUGCUCUGAGUUCCUUGCUGGCUCAUGCCCAGAGGGAGGUUAUUUAGGGACACCGCCUACCUAAGCAGUGCUGUUUUUGUCUGACUGACAAGCUGGAUGGAUUGUAUUUUGAGGGUAAGAGGGCUGGUUUUGUUUUUACGGUUUAUGGAACAUCUAGUAGCUAAAAAGUUUAUAGAAACACACAUACAAAUAAAGUGAUUAAAAAAGGUAA